Messenger RNA from Trematosphaeria pertusa, 1083 nucleotides. RefSeq lists its product as uncharacterized. Lineage: Eukaryota; Fungi; Ascomycota; Dothideomycetes; Pleosporales; Trematosphaeriaceae. The record is from RefSeq and is a predicted model, not a curated record. The coding region runs from base 387 to 1037 and encodes 216 amino acids. The transcript is spliced from 4 exons.
GCGUCACUCUUUCCCUUGUUUACUCUCACUUGCACUUGUUUACUCUCACUUGCACUUGUUUACCUCGCAUCUAGCUGUUUGUUUUCAUUCUGGCUGUUUACUCUCGCGUCAAGCUGUUUACCCUCUUCCAGCUGUUUCUUCUCAUUUCCAGUCGUUUGCCCUCGCUCCAAGCUGUUUACUUCCAUUUUGAGUUUUUUACUAUCACUGCCAGCCUUCGGCCUCACCAUCUGACAGAUUGACCGGCUAGCAAGGACGCUGGAAGCUCAUGCUCGACUAUCCAAUGUACUAGACUGCACAGUCAGACUUUGCAUGCUCCAUCUCGGCUACCAGCCACGAGCUCCUUCCUGCUAGAUACCUCCCGCAAGCACGCAGGCGUUCGCUUCCGCAUGGCUAAAGCAAAAGACGAAGGAGUGGACGUCAUCGAUGUUCUUAUGUAUGAGUAUCGUGAAGCUCUUGUCCGCAAGGGCUAUCGACGGCGGGAGAUCGACGACCUGUGUGCAAGGGCGAAUGGUCUUCUCGACGAAGAGCGUGAGUCACCGCGAGGCGUUGAUAUCGUCGACAUGAUUAUGGACGACGCCGUCGCUCGCGUGUCUCAUAGGCGUCUAGCGGCUGCGCGUUCUACAUACUAUCGCUCCUAUGUGGGACCGGCCUCAAGAGUCUAUAUGAGGAAGAAUAUGUCAGCCGCUAGGGAUGUUCCGCACUUCCUUGUAGGCCAAGCGGUUGAGCUGCGCCGAGCGAAGGCGAAUCUGGUCCGGCUGUACUCCUUGGAGCAGAACGCAAUGGCUGCGGCCUGGAGGCGCCCCGCUCAAGAUUUGUACGGAAUCUCAAAGCGUCGUGCCAGCGCUGAGCGACGAUAUGUGGGCGCUCUCAUUCGGUAUCUUCGCGAUUCAAAUCAAAUGGGCAGGGCACGCGCCACUGAUGUGCAGCGCUACUUCACGCGCCAGAGUAUGACGGGCAUGGGGCCAGUCAACAAGGGAUAUCUGCUUGGUAUGUUUGCCGGAUGCCUACCUAUCGCGGCGUUCGUGAAUCAGACGUAACGGAUAAAGACGGUGGAUUGUGAGAAGUGGGACAACAUCAUCACUC